CAACAUUAAAAACGUAUGACAAAAGUCGUUCCAUUAUUUUAUCAAAGGUAACCAGCUGCAUUGUUUAAGAUACUGAAGAGAUUUUUCGUCCCCUAAAAAAAUGGAUGAAGCCUAUCUCGAAGUAAAUUGCUUAGAGGACGUGUGCCAUGCACCGAUUGAAACAAUAAUUACUCUAUUUAUCAUCAAGUAUUGUGCAUCUAAAGUACGUAUUAGGUUUAUACGUUGUGGUAAAAAAGCAGACGAACGCUCAUACACUAUUGACGUUUCCAGUUUCUCGUAUACUCUAUCAGAAAUGAGCGAUGUGCCUUCUUACGCUCGUUUUUGUUACUUGCCCAACAUUAUUGUAAAUAAGACAAGUUGCGUAGCUGGACUCUGCGCAAUUUUGCGACAAAUAAUCAAAAGUUCAAUAGCAGAACAGCCCGCGCAUUAUUGCCAUACUUUAUUGGGCUUCAAAUAUUCAAGUCUGUUGGCAUGUUCGGAGUCAAGUGUCUGGACGAAAUUUUGUGAAGUGGACAUGAUAUCGACUAUGAAAACAUUAAACCAGGAGGAGACGGAUAAAUCCGAAUUACCAGUAAACCUAGCAAGGUUCGAGUGUCACAUGUCGCAUCAACCGCGCAUGCAUAACUUCUAUAAAUACACAAUGUCCAAAAAAUUCGCUCCCGGCGGGAUCACCACCCAGGACAGAAGCAUAAUACCUCAAUACGACUACGCGAAUGGAAACUCUGUUACACUUGCGGACAUGAUCAUAUUAGUCUGCGUGCACAUAAUAUUCAAUUUAAUAAAGGACAAGAAGGUGCUCAAAAUAUUACCGCUUACGGUCAAGUGGUACGAGAAAGUGAUUCAAGACAACGUUAUCUUAAAAUGUUUAAUUUGUCUUCCAGAACAAGGAGGAAGCAAAUUUAUUGGAACGAAUUACUCUCUCCCCGUUGUGGAUAAUCAGAGUCUCGUUAGAAGGAGAUACAAGUCACGAAAUCGCAUAUUCACGAAACAAGAAGUUGUGGAUAGUACGUUGGAGCAUAUAAAAAAAUUCAGAGUAAAUACAAAACUAAAUGAAGAACCGUUCGGAGCUGACGUCACAAUCGAUUGGAAUAAAAUUCCACAAGAAGCGACACCCGUAGGCGGUGGUCUGCCAAUCGCGCGAUUGAAACGUAAAUUCGAACAGCUGGAGAAUCUUUGUCAGCCUGUGAUAAAGUUGGCCGUCUCCGGGAACGUCAUAGUCGACUUCUGUUCCGGUAGCGGACAUCUGGGUAUCUUGGUAGCAUAUAUGCUACCAGAGUGUACCGUGAUACUCCUAGAGAAUAAAGAAGAGUCUCUGAAUAGAGCUAAAGAAAGAGUGGCUAAGCUCCAAUUGAAGAACGUUUACUUUUAUCAGUGCAAUUUGGAUUAUUUUAAGGGACAAUUUGAUAUAGGGAUGUCGCUGCACGCAUGCGGUGUAGCUACUGAUCUCGUAAUUCAGCACUGCAUGCGUAUAAAUGCUGUCUUUGUCAGCUGUCCUUGUUGCUACGGAGCCAUCCAAAUAUGCCAUCACAUCACUUAUCCACGCAGUGAUCUUUUCAAGAAACUCAUCAAUACCACAGAUUAUCUAGCGAUUAGUCAUGCGGCGGAUCAGACGCACGAGGCCAGCAAUGCUAAAACUAAGCAGGGUUACGCCUGUAUGGCCGUCAUUGACGCUGACAGAAGAUUGCUAGCUGAAGAAUUUGGUUACACGGUACACGUGUCUAAAUUAAUACCGGAGUCAUGCACGCCAAAGAAUCAUUUGCUUGUUGGCAUUCCUGGAAAUAGAGUAAUGACGGGUAGUUAACGACAGUCUUUUUUCUUCAUAUUUAAAGCUACCUGCUAUUCUGCCUGAUGUAUACUUACGCUGCAGAGUGUUUAAGAUAAAUAGGUGGAUAACUUCUGUAUUAGAAAUUCGUGAAAUAUAAUUGAUUUUCAAAAUAUGUUGGAGAGCUUGCUUUUUACCCUAGUAAUUCUUUCACGUAAUAUCAGGUGAUAGAAUGCUAUCGUUAAACUUUUACUUUUAAUGUAAAACCGAAAAGAGAAUGUAAGUUCACGUAAAACAAUUCGUGGAAGGACCUGUGUGGUGAACAUAGAUAAAAAUGUACAUAUACUCUUUGUGUAUAUAUGUACAUAUCUAUACAUUUAUUCAAACCGAAUUUCUCAAUAUUAAACAUCACAAAUACACGAAUAUAGGCAAAUUACACGACUAAUUAUAUUUCAUAGCCUUUAAAGUUAUUUAGUUUGUAAAUAAUUAGACACUAUCUUAGGGUUACAAUCGUUAUUAACUAAUCUGCGAUCGUUAUACUUGCAAUUAUAAUAAUAAUAAUAUAGUAGCAGUAAUAGUAUUCGAGUUUGUAAAUUACACUGUUCAAAUCAUUUUCAUAAAUUGGUGUGAUCUCUCUUUUUCUCUGUUGCAAUGUAAAUAAAAAACUUUAUAUCUUCAUAA
Messenger RNA from Cephus cinctus (wheat stem sawfly), 2443 nucleotides. RefSeq names its product glutathione S-transferase C-terminal domain-containing protein homolog (gene Gstcd). Bases 101 to 1801 code for a protein of 566 amino acids. The record is from RefSeq and is a predicted model, not a curated record. The transcript has a single exon. Lineage: Eukaryota; Metazoa; Arthropoda; Insecta; Hymenoptera; Cephidae.